CAAUUCUUGUUUCAACGCCGUUUACUGGGGCCACACCCACCAAAACCCGCGUUCGAUUUCUUGCAUGUCGGAAUGAUACAGGGAUAUUGUUUAAUAACAAACUUUUUCUCCCUUUCAAUUUCUUUCUGUGUAUUAGAAGUGUACCACAUUUUCAAUUUGUCAUAUUGAUAUAGCUUUCCCAUCACAAUCACUUCAUACUACUACCAACUUCAAGCAUUUAUCAACUAUAUCAUUUAAGAAUACAAUCACUUCACAGUACAAUAAACUUUAAACAUUUAUCAACCAUAUCAUUUAAAAAUACGUAUCCUCACGGACCUCUCAUGUUAGUUGAUAAUCUCGAAAUCCACCAACUCCAACGUCUUGUGAUUCGGCACAUGUUCUUAAAUCCACAUAGAUGAUUAGUGACCUCCACAACCAAAAAAAGUCACAAAGAACGAGAAAAAUGAGCAUUUAAAUCCUCAGCUAUUUGAAAUGAGCAAGUUUAAUAUCAAAUUAUUAUUUGCAUGAUUUUAUUCCCUAACUAAUAGUUGACUUGGUAAAUUGGUAAUUAAAAAGUCAAUCGUUAAGUCAUAAACGACUCUCACUAGUUUUAUAUCAAGAGUUAUUAGGUUCCCCAACCAAUAUUUCGAUUGUUUGCUAACGAUGUUAAUUUUUUUUUUAAAAAAAAAUUCUCAAUAGUUUGAUUAGAAUUUAGAGUUUAGGAUUUAGUAUUUUGCUAACGAUGUUAAAAAAUUUAAUUUUUUUGUAACAACUACUAUUUUUAUUUAUUUUUUUAUCUUUUUAUUUUAAAAACAUAAUAUAACUUGACAAUAUUUUGUUUUCUUUUUAAAAAGAUGUUGAUAUGAAAUAAUACAAUCCUAUUGGCUGGUGAACCUAGAAGUUCACCCCCUAGGGUGAACCCAAGAAUAAGUCUUAUAUCGACUAUCCUCGUCACUGAACUUGAAAAGCUCGAAAUCCCCAAAUUCAAACCUUUAUUUUGAGUGAAGACAAUUUCCGGUAGUAUUUGUUUUUGUGAUUGGGCCGGAUUAGCUCUCUUAUCAUCUUUUGUAGUCACUGGAAAUCGUCUUCACUCAAAAUUAGGGGUUUAAUUUAGAAAUUUAGAGUUUUUAAAGUUUAAUUAUAAAAACUAACGAGAAUUGUUUACGACUUAACGGUUGAUUUUUGUAGUCACUAAUUUGUCAAGUUAACUAUUAGUUGGGAAAUAAAAUCGUGCAAGUAAUAGUUCGGUAUUAAACUUGGUAAGCUCAAAUAGUUGAAAAUUUAAAUGUCAUUUUCCCCACAAGGAACUACAAAUCUGUUACACUAAAAAAAACUUAAUCCAACACUAGGCCAUAUUUUCCACACUGAUUUAUGUUGGCCCAUUAACCUUUCAUCAAGGCCACCUCCAAAAUCUUAUUCCAGAAACGGAUCGUUAUAAGCACCUCCUAAGCCCAAGUUUCCGUCGUUUCUACCACACGACGGAGAAAAAUAUCAAUUACGAUGCAUGACAGUCUGACAUAUGCGUCAUGCUCAUGCAUCAUUACUUCCUUGGGUUUGAGAUUGAUAUGCUAGGACAAGGAAAGCCAAACAAACAGAGUGGCAGUUUCUAACCAAUGGUGUAUCAUUUCGGCACUACCACUACAAAAAAAAGAGUGUAUAACAUCAUUUAUUUUAUAUAAUUGUAUCAUUUAUAAGUGAUGUAAGAUAAUUUUGCAUCACUUAAGAGCAUCCGCAUCGCGGUUAAUUUGGGCCGUCUCUUUAUAUUUUUUUGAUUAAAAAAAUAUAAAAAAAGGAAGAAAGCGGAGGAGACGAGUGUUUCGUUGGCUCGUGAAGAAACGUCUGUUGGUGGACGCGUGUCAACAAGGGAGUGGGUGGAAGUUCGGUUACGCGUUAAACACGUUUGAAACUUGACUUUCUCUCUCUCUCUCUCUCUCUCUCUCUCUCUCUCUCUCGAAUCCUCUCGACUUGGCGAUUUCUAUGGCGAAUCUGUCUCUCUCUCUCUCUCAAAUCCUCGCGACUCAUUCUGAUCGGUUGUUAUGUGUUGGUUCUCGUCGAAUCUGGGGCACGGUGGGUCUCUUCGACGGCGAAGGAGCUUUCCCGCGGUAGCUCGGCUCUAAUCAAAAGGUAGUGAUAGGAGAUCAUAUUGUUUUUGAUCAUGCAUGUGAUCGAUUAUUGUUUAACUUGUUCUGAUCGGCUUAUUUACUUUAUAUUUUGUUUGUUCGGUUCGAAUUGGCGAGCUAUGUGGCGACGGAGCUCUCCUCGACAAGGCCGUCUCUGUCCUCGUCAGCGACGGAGCUCUCCUCGACGGCACCGUCUCUGUCCUCGACGGUGAUGAAGCUGUCUCUCGGUGGUGACAGAGCUCUCUCACUUUUCCUUCUCCUCAAAUCAAAGAGUGCGUGGCUCGAAGGUACAAGAAGAAAGAACCGCGAACGAGAGGAGUGCAAAGCAGAGCAAUACAGACUAGAGCAUUGAGUCACGGAGGGUGAGUGAAGAGAAGACAAGAGAGUUCGUCACGGACACUCAUGUCACGGAGCGUGAGUGAAGAAAAGACAAGAGAGAUAGUGAGUCACGGACACUCAUGUCAAGUUGUAUCACAUUUUGUCUUGUAUUAUUUUUGUAGCAUAACUCAUGUCACGGACACAAGUUUUCAAAGGGUGUAUAAAUGAAACUUUAUAAACACAAGUUCUCAAGUUCUUCCUUCACAAGUUUUCAAACUUCUUCUAUCUCUUUUAUAAACACUUAAUCACUUUCUUCCUUCACAAGUUCUUCUAAAUCUCUCACUUUAUAAACACUUCAACACUUAAUCAAUUUCUUCCUUCACGUUAAACUCUUAAUCACUCUCUAUAUAAACUCUUUUUAAUCACGUUAAUGGCUUCUUCUUCUUCUCACAACACUUUCGAUGACGCUUUUGAUGAUACAUUUGAUGAUACAUUUGAUGAGCUAUUUGAUCAACAUUUUGAUCAAGCAUUUGAGGAUUUUACCAUUCAAGCAAAUCAAGAAGAACGAAGAAAAAAAAGAAAAAAACGAGCUUAUAUUGAAAGACAUCGUGAAGAAGGGCAUAAUCGUUUAUGGAACGAUUAUUUCAGUCAAACUCCAACGUAUCCUCCUUUAUUAUUCCGACGACGUUUUAGAAUGAACAAGCCAUUGUUCAUGAAUAUUGUGGAUCGACUCUCCAACGAAGUUCAAUAUUUUCGGGAAACAAAAGAUGGUCUCGGAAGGAACAGUCUCUCUCCACUUCAAAAGUGUACCGCCGCCAUUCGUGUCUUGGCAUAUGGUUCUGCAGCUGAUACCGUCGACGAAUACCUCCGGCUCGGUGAAACAACAACUCGGUUAUGUGUAGAAAAUUUUGUGGAAGGAAUAAUAAAUUUGUUCGGCGAAGAAUACCUAAGAAAACCAACACCAGCUGAUCUUCAACGUCUACUUGAUAUUGGAGAGUAUCGUGGCUUUCCCGGAAUGAUAGGAAGCAUCGAUUGUAUGCAUUGGGAGUGGAAGAAUUGUCCCACCGCUUGGAAAGGGCAAUAUGCUCGUGGUUCGGGUAAACCAACAAUCGUUUUAGAGGCGGUUGCUUCAUAUGAUCUCUGGAUAUGGCAUGCGUUUUUUGGACCUCCAGGUACAUUAAAUGAUAUUAAUGUUCUUGAUCGUUCACCAGUUUUUGAUGACAUAAUAAAUGGUCAAGCUCCGAAAGUCACUUUCUCUGUCAACGGACAUCAGUAUAAUAUGGCUUACUAUCUCACCGAUGGUAUUUAUCCGAAAUGGUCAACUUUUAUCCAAUCUAUUCGUAUACCACAAGGGCCGCAAGCAGUUUUAUUUGCUCAGCAUCAAAAAGCUGCCCGAAAAGAUGUAGAGCGGGCUUUUGGAGUCUUACAAGCUCGCUUUGGCAUUGUUAAAAAUCCAGCGAGGAGUUGGGAUAAAGUUAAAAUUGGGAAGAUUAUGAGAGCAUGUAUCAUACUCCAUAAUAUGAUCGUCGAAAACGAAAGAGACGGUUACACUCAAUUUGAUGUUCGAGGGUUCCAACAAGGAGAAGACCAAGGAAGUUCACAUGUUGAUCUCACGUAUUCUACAGAUAUCCCUUCAAAUAUCGCAAAUAUGAUGGGUGUUCGAACAAGAAUUCGUGAUACACAAAAGCAUCAACAACUGAAAGAUGAUUUGGUUGAACACAUAUGGCGUAGAUUUGGAGGUGGUGAAGACAACAAUUGAUCUCUGAUGCUUAUUUCAAAUAAUUCUCAUUCAUUUUAAUAAUCUUUGUUUUCAUGUUUUUAAUUUAAAAUCUAUGUUUAAUAUGUUGUCUUUUAUUUACUAAUAAAUAUAAGUUUUUAAAUAAAUAUUCAAUAUUAUUUUAUUUUCAAGAACUCUAAAGCAAGAGACUUGCAAUGCAGACAUUAAAAUCUCAAGGUUCUUGACAAAGUCUCUUUAACACCUUUAUGCCUUAAAUAUUAUUAAUUUUAUCUCAAGAGACCCUUAAUGAGGUUGUGGGAUAAGGAUGCUCUAAAUAAAUGACUCUAAAAGUGAUGAUGCAGAUAAUUUACAUCAUUUUAUUAUUAAUUGAUGCUAAAAUAUCAAAUAUUUACAUCACUUAUUCUAAAUAACAUCCAUAUAUAUCAAUUACAAAAAACUGAUGCUAACAUUUAUAUCGGUUACUUAAAUGAUUUUAAUAUUAAUAUAGGAUUAAUCUUUAAUUUUUAUAUAAUUUAUAAAUAAUUUAUUAAUAUCAUUUAAAAUAAUUUAAAAUUCUGUUAUUGUUUGUUAUUAUUUGUAAAUAAUCGAUAUUUAUGUAAGUAAAUAAAUAAAUCAUAAUAUUUUUCAUUAAUUAUUUUAAGUGAAUAUACAAUAUGUCGAAGAAGAAAAAACAAAAAAAAAACUUAGAGAAGUCUCCAAAAAUAAGAACAAAAAGGAGAAGAUGAAUACAUAAACAAAAACUGUAAAACAAUUAAACAUAAUCCGCCUUGAGGGUUUUUCGAUCAAUAUUUUUCUUCAUGGUCUUUAUAUUCCCUCGUCCGUGGCUUCUUCAAACUGAUAACCACUCCUGUAGAAACCACAGAAAAAUAAUAUGAUGAUGACUUUUGCAACAAU
This is a messenger RNA of Brassica rapa (field mustard), 5049 nucleotides long. RefSeq names its product putative nuclease HARBI1. Lineage: Eukaryota; Viridiplantae; Streptophyta; Magnoliopsida; Brassicales; Brassicaceae. The record is from RefSeq and is a predicted model, not a curated record.